Messenger RNA from Rhineura floridana, 3675 nucleotides. RefSeq names its product solute carrier family 22 member 17 (gene SLC22A17). Gene Ontology annotation, cellular component: membrane. The record is from RefSeq and is a predicted model, not a curated record. Lineage: Eukaryota; Metazoa; Chordata; Lepidosauria; Squamata; Rhineuridae. Gene Ontology annotation, molecular function: transmembrane transporter activity. The transcript is spliced from 10 exons. Bases 324 to 1976 code for a protein of 550 amino acids. Gene Ontology annotation, biological process: transmembrane transport.
GGGUGACGCAGUUGCAGCCGAAGAAUGGGGGGGGGCGGCAAAUGCACCACCAGCCACCGACACUGCCCGCUCCGGCCAGGCGCUCGCUGGGCGGCCUCGUAGCGCCUCCCCGGAUUGAGCCGCGAGGGCGAGGGGCGGGGAGAAGCUCGCUCCGCCCGGACCUGGGUGUCUCCCCCUUGCGCGAUCCCAGCCGCCGGACCCAAUUUUGGCAGGCCGCCGCCACCCCCUGGGCUACGCAGCCCUCGCCUUCUCCCAUGGGGGUCCUCCUGGGGGGGCCGGAGUCCGCUGAGCCGCCCUUGCCCAGCGCCUGGUGAGACCGCCCCAUGGAUACCAGCUCCCCAACUCCAGAUCCCGGGGGCCCACGAAGGGACUUUGCGGUGCCCGCAUCUGACCCGGGUCCCCCAUCCUUUGAGUGGCUGCUGGGGCGCCUGGGGGCAGGGGGACGGCGCCAGCGCCUCCUGCUGGCCUUGAGCUGCCUGCCGUGCCUCCUCCUGGGACUCGGGGCUGGCUCGGAUGCCCUCUUCACGUUGACACCCCCGCGCCACUGCCGGGAUCCCAACAGCACCAAGUUUCCAGAGAACAGCACCUGCUGGGACCCCCAUUGCCAGAGCUGGGACUAUGGAGGACUCCCAGCCCUCACCAGCAAUCCAGUUACUGAGUGGUCCCUGGAUUGUUCCCGAGGAUGGGUGGUCCCCUUGGAGCAGCUCUGUUUUCUCCUGGGCUUUGUGGCUGGGGCGCUGUUGCUGGGUCACCUGGCAGACAGUGUGGGGCGCCGUGGGACUCUCCUCCUGGCACUCGUUCUGGGCUGCCCCGCAGGCAUCUUGGCUGCAUUUGCUGCCUCGCCCUCUUUCUUCAUGUUGGGUCGUUGCCUCUGGGGGGCAAUGCUGGGGGGCAUGCAGCUUGCCCUCUAUCUUAGCCGUUUGGAAUUGUGCUGCCCUCCGCAGCGGCUGCCUGUGACCAUGGCGGGGGACCUCCUCACAGUUGGGGGGCACUUUCUGCUUCUGGGGCUGGCGCUGGCUUGUGGCAGUUGGCGGACCCUGCAGGGUGUGAUGUCGGCUGGGAUGGGCCUUUGCCUCCUGUACAGCUGUCCUGGAUUGUACCCAGAAUCACCCCGCUGGCUCUUGGCCACUCGCCGAAUGGCCCAAGCCAAGGAGAUUCUGAUCGCCCUGGCCCAGGGCGGAGGUGCCCAGGAAUCUGAGGCACAGGAGGCGCUAGAGGAACUUGACAAUGCCUGCCACCUUCCUGCUGCAACCCAGAUCUCGCUCCGGGCCCUGUUGUCCUGCAGAAACAUCUGGAAAAAUGUCCUCAUUCUUGGUUUCACUACAUUCAUAGCCCACUCCAUCUGCCACUGUUACCUUCUGGCCUGGGAAUCCCUGGAGGAUCCACGUACCAAGUUCUACCUCUCCUACCUGCUGUCGACUGGCAGUGCCUGCCUGGCCUGCCUCUUCCUGUGCCUGAGUGUGGACCGGUAUGGACGUCGUGGGAUCCUGCUGCUCACCACCACGCUGGCCGGCAUCGCCUCUCUUAUCCUGCUGGGCCUGGGAGAGUAUCUCAACAAUGCUGCACGGAGGACGUUCUCCAUCCUUGGUCUCUUCUCCUCCCACGCAGCCGGCUCCCUCAGCAUCUUCUUUGCAUCGGAGGUCAUCCCUACCAUCAUCAGGGGAAAGGGCCUUGGCCUCAUCUUGGCGUUGGCAUCCCUGGGUGAACUGAGCGCUCCUUUGCUCCGGUUGCGAGAACAGCAUGGCUCUUUCCUCGAACAUAUUGUGUUGGCGUCUCUCAACAUCCUGGCUCUCCUUUGCCUGAUGCUUCUGCCCGAGAGCAAGCGGAAAGGCCUGCCUGAAGGCCUUCGCGAUGGAGAACUUUACCGGAGGCCCUCACUGCUCCGCCGGGCUGGCGGGAGCGAAGGCCGGGACUCUGAGGGGGCCACCCGUCGGGAUGACGUGCCCCUGUUGUCCACACCAAACCCUGCAAGCUGAUAGAUGUACCUGCCCUGGCUGAAUGGGACCGCUUCUGCUACCGCUCAGGCUUCCGGGCCUAGAGGGAGGGACCACACAGCCAGGCCUCAGGCCAACCUAGCUGAGGGCUGGCUGGUGAGGCAAAAGAGAAGGGCAGAAAAAGAUGUUCUUGAGCCACCUCCGCGUAUUCCAGCUUUCUGUUUCCAGUGUAGUAUUAGAAGCAGCAGGGGCCUGCCAGUCUCUUCAUGAGAUCUGCCAUUUCUAGAAGCCACUUCCAUGAUACAUCAGAAGUGUGGGAGAAAAAAAAUGGAGAAACGCUAAUCACUUUUGAUUUUUCUUUUAGGCAUGUGAACUGGCUCUUAGGGAUGCCGCCCCCUGCACAUGCACACACACUCUUUAUUCAGUUGGCGGACAUUGCCCACCUGCCAUUAAAUUUGCCAUACCCGACUAGGCCUAAAUCCAAGACCAUACAUCUCUUGCCCACAGACUUUCAUAGGUGGGAGGGUAGGAGGAUCAAAUUAAGCUCCCAAACAGGCAGCUGCGUGUGCAGUAAACUCCUACAUAGUAUUUCCAGAAACCUACAUUUUUCUCCUAAUUCCCUACUCUGAAAGAACAGUUCCCUCCCUUGUUCCCUCAGCUGUAGGGUAAGUGGAAAUUGAACAGGUGAAGCAGGAGAGCUUCACCUGCUACAUUUCUGCCAAUACAUAUUAAAGUCCCGGGAGCCCUGACAGAAAUAAUAGGUACCAGUACUAAAGAGGUGUUUUCUCACCUCCAGCCCUGUUCAUUUUUCUAAAAAUGCAUGGCCGCAAGGGCUGCUCUUAUAUUUAAAGAUCUGUCUUGGCCCAUGUGAUUUUUCUAGGGACCCUUUUGCUAACCACUUGCUGGCUCUGCCUCUGGAGAUAUCACUUGCCUUAACUGCUGAAGCCAAGGUCUGAGGUUCAUUUAGAUCAGCUUGUGUUUCUUUGUUCCCGUUUUGCAGAUUUAGGAAACUGAGGCCAAGAGCAAUGUGGAAAGUCUUUUGGUCAGGGUCAAAACUUUCAAACCUAUGCACUACAUUCCAUUUCUUAAUAAUUGUUUUGAGAGUGCAUCUCUACAAAGGGCUUUAAUCUUUUUUGCUGGCCAAGCCCCCAAAUGGAACCAAGGGCCUGAUAAAAACUUUAAACAUUGAUUUCCAAACUCAGCCUGUUCUAAGCUCUUUUCUAUGGUGUCGCAAUGUCUAGUCAUGUGACCCCUGUCCUACAUAGGUCCUAAUCGCAUGAUUCCUUCCUGUGCCCCAUGGCCAUUAGCCAAGACUGGAGCCUUUUACCACUUAGGGGUCAGGACUGCUUCAUAUGGCUGUGUGGUAAAUAGAAACCAGCAAUGGGAAAAACAAAGCCUGUCAAAUUUCAGGCAUCACACGGUCAAGGGUACAAAGAGCAGCUGUGUCUUAAGACAUUAGAGAGAAAGAAAUCUUAAUUUCUCCUCCCCCAUUUGAGUAUUUUGCAAAGCAUUGACACACAUCUCUCUUCAGGUGUGUCUGGUUAUUCCACUCCUAGGGGCCCAGAGAAAAUGCAAAUUUGUAUCACCAUGAGGAAAAGAGAUGCCUAAAUGUGUUUCGAAAUGUACCCACACCCAAGACUCUUGGAAGAUUUUUGGCUUUUUUUGACCUUAAAGGAGAACAAACUACUGACUGUUCGUAAACUAAAUACAAAUUAAAGGGGGCAAAAAAAUGUCUUGAGAA